AUGGACAAUUCACCUACCGCGCUCUUCGAGAACUACGAUGAGGAUUUCAAGCAGCUUUUAGCAAGCUUGAAAGGCAAACUGGAGGGCGAUGUGAAGCAACUGAAGGGCGAGCAACGGAAAGCUGCCUUAAAGAAGGUCUCUGAAGAAUUGGACGAAGCAGAGGAGAUAGUCGCUCAAAUGGAAGUGGAACUGCCUUCAAUGCCGGUAUCCAUUCGACAGACGUAUCAUGGUCGAUUGGCGACAUCUAAACAAGGUCUCGACAGAGUGAAGAGAACUCUGAGAGACGUCAGGUCCGAAUCUCAACGUAGCGAGCUGCUUGCUGGUCCUGGAGGAUUCCCUAAUUCUGAUGAUCCCUAUUCCGAUGAUCCAUCAGCCUACUCAGCCCGUACAAGGCUUCUACAAGGCACCGAAACUCUAGCAGAUGGCUCGAGGAGACUCGAUAAUGCUCAUAGAAUCGCUUUGGAAACUGAGGAUGUCGGCGGGGAGAUCUUAAGAAACUUAAGAGGUCAACGCGAACAAAUCGAGCAUACACGAGAUACCCUCGUUCAGGCUGAUUCGUCCAUUGAUCGAGCAGCUGGUACGCUCAAGAAGAUGAUUUUCAAAAUGUAUCAACAGAAAUUCCUUUCCGCAGGAAUCAUCGUUGUUCUCGUCCUUCUGAUCUUCAUUGUCUUAUGGUCGAAGCUUUUCAGGUAG
This is a messenger RNA of Kwoniella shivajii, 693 nucleotides long. RefSeq lists its product as uncharacterized. Gene Ontology annotation, cellular component: endoplasmic reticulum membrane; Golgi apparatus; ER to Golgi transport vesicle membrane. Lineage: Eukaryota; Fungi; Basidiomycota; Tremellomycetes; Tremellales; Cryptococcaceae. The record is from RefSeq and is a predicted model, not a curated record. The transcript has 7 exons. Gene Ontology annotation, biological process: Golgi to vacuole transport; macroautophagy; intra-Golgi vesicle-mediated transport. Gene Ontology annotation, molecular function: SNAP receptor activity; SNARE binding. The coding region runs from base 1 to 693 and encodes 230 amino acids.